AUGGCCCGAAAUGCAGAAAAGGCUAUGACCACUUUAGCUCGAUGGAGGGCAGCACAGGUCCAAGAAGCAGGUGGCCAGAGAGAGCGACGUCCCUACCUUGCAUCAGAAUGCAAUGAUUUACCACAAGCUGAAAAAUGGAGAUUGCAAAUUGUGAGAGAAAUUGCUAAGAAAGUUGCUCAAAUACAAAAUGGUAACUAUAUUAAAUUUUAUAUAUCUUGA
Molecule: messenger RNA, 219 nt
Organism: Leptosia nina
Lineage: Eukaryota; Metazoa; Arthropoda; Insecta; Lepidoptera; Pieridae
Source: the annotation of a GenBank genome assembly